GACGGAGAGGGCCACCGCCCAGCAAUAGACGGUGCCUCAGCCUGCCGAGCCGCAGUUUCCGUGGUGUGAGUGAGUCCGGGCCCGUGUCCCCUCUCCCGCCGCCGCCAUGGGCUGCACGUUGAGCGCCGAAGACAAGGCGGCAGUGGAGCGAAGCAAGAUGAUCGACCGCAACUUACGGGAGGACGGGGAAAAAGCGGCCAAAGAAGUGAAGCUGCUGCUACUCGGUGCUGGAGAAUCUGGUAAAAGCACCAUUGUGAAACAGAUGAAAAUCAUUCAUGAGGAUGGCUAUUCAGAGGAUGAAUGUAAACAAUAUAAAGUAGUUGUCUACAGCAAUACUAUACAGUCCAUCAUUGCAAUCAUAAGAGCCAUGGGACGGCUAAAGAUUGACUUUGGGGAAGCUGCCAGGGCAGAUGAUGCCCGGCAAUUAUUUGUUUUAGCUGGCAGUGCUGAAGAAGGAGUCAUGACUCCAGAACUAGCAGGAGUGAUUAAACGGUUAUGGCGAGAUGGUGGGGUACAAGCUUGCUUCAGCAGAUCCAGGGAAUAUCAGCUCAAUGAUUCUGCUUCAUAUUAUCUAAAUGAUCUGGAUAGAAUAUCCCAGUCUAACUACAUUCCAACUCAGCAAGAUGUUCUUCGGACGAGAGUGAAGACCACAGGCAUUGUAGAAACACAUUUCACCUUCAAAGACCUAUACUUCAAGAUGUUUGAUGUAGGUGGCCAAAGAUCAGAACGAAAAAAGUGGAUUCACUGUUUUGAGGGAGUGACAGCAAUUAUCUUCUGUGUGGCCCUCAGUGAUUAUGACCUUGUUCUGGCUGAGGACGAGGAGAUGAACCGAAUGCAUGAAAGCAUGAAACUGUUUGACAGCAUUUGUAAUAACAAAUGGUUUACAGAAACUUCAAUCAUUCUCUUCCUUAACAAGAAAGACCUUUUUGAGGAAAAAAUAAAGAGGAGUCCGUUAACUAUCUGUUAUCCAGAAUACACAGGUUCCAAUACAUAUGAAGAGGCAGCUGCCUAUAUUCAAUGCCAGUUUGAAGAUCUGAACAGAAGAAAAGAUACCAAGGAGAUCUAUACUCACUUCACCUGUGCCACAGACACGAAGAAUGUGCAGUUUGUUUUUGAUGCUGUUACAGAUGUCAUCAUUAAAAACAACUUAAAGGAAUGUGGACUUUAUUGAGAAGCAUGGAUGUUAGUGAAAGUUACUACAGUGUGGAGUGUUGAGACCAGACACCUUUUGCUGUCUCAUGGGGCAGCUACAAGCAUGAACGGGACCAGGGAAUGGCAGCAGCAUGCAGAAUCUUAGCACUCUUUAGCACAAUAUUUUGUAUUAGGGAACUUUUAAUUGACAUGAGAUGCUAAAGUCAGACAUUGGAAUUGGAAGAACUAUAAAGUGUGAUUCGAUCGUCAAGACAUCACUUGGAUUUCUUAAUCUUAAAUGCUUAUGGAAGAUGUGAAGUUGAGGUGCUGCAUUCUAGAACUUCAAUAUGUAGCUUACUCUUUUUUUCCCCCCUUCUUAAACCACCAGUGGUUCAUUUUUAAGGUUUUUUCAUCAAGAGAAGAAUAACUUUACUAAAUUUUAUUUCUUUAUUUGCAAAAGAAUCUUUAUUAAAACAAACAAUCUUAACUAUGCACAUGAUGUGACCAGAUCAUCUUGAAAAUAUUCCUCUUUAGUAGGAACUCUUUGUUUUUAACUCUUGGUAUGGUCAGAAUAUAAUACUUCCAUAAUUACUUAUAAUUCUUUCCGGUUACUGGGGCUAUAAAUACAACUUUUUAAAUGAAAUUUAUGUUAUUAUCCUGCUCAAAGUACCAUUAUGGUUUCCAUAUGGUAAUUACAUUGGAAAGUUCUGCAAUAAGAUUCUAGUUCUCUCUUUUCUUUAAGCUUAUGGUUGAAGGUUAACCUUGUUUGUGCAGAUUACCAAAUUACUGCUGAUGUAGUAUGAUAAAGUCAGCUUCUUGGAUACAGACACACCCAGGGCAGCUGCCAAUCAGAAAUGCAAAUUGCUAAAUUCCAAACAGAACCAGUGACUUUGCUGCUACAUAUUUACUAAAUUGACCACUUUGAUUCUUGCUUGUUUGUCUCAGUUAUAGGGAGUUUUGUACAUGGUGCCUCUUGUUUUCCAUCUUCAUGGCCUUUUCUGUUGAGAAACAUCUAAAGUGUAUUAACAGUGCAUGCUUUUACUUUGUAAAUGUGGUGCCAAAUCCCUGUUUGCCAUCGUUUUUACUGUACCGAUGUUAACUGUAGUAAUCCUUAGCCAGUAUGUUCUUUUGCUGAAACUGUUGCAUUUUGGGACUUUUUUCCACUUUGUCAUGUGUACAUUUUUAAUCUGUUAUAGUUGGCGGCAGUAUUAAAAUGGUGAGUAAAGAGCCCAGGUUUGCUCCUGUUUGUAACUAGUCUUUUCUGGAAAUACUGUCUUCUGUUUCCUUUUGCCUUUGCAGAAUGUGCUUUAGCCUUUGUCUGAGAAUGGGUUUAGGUAGAAGGGUUUCCUGAAAGUCUAGUCUUUUGGUGUAAUAGUAUUGUUGAACCUUAGGUUUUAUGUUAUAUCUGCAUAUGAGUGAUAUGUGAUCAUGAUUCAUUUUGCAGAUUUACAUUUUGCUUGUGUGGAAAGUUACGUUCACUUCAACCUACAGACCCUUUUGUAUAAUGUACAGCAAAUGUCAUUAAAUAUUGAAUGCUCUAUUGGGGGAAGACAAAUGAAGAGAAUGCAUUUUGAGCAUUUCAAAUCAGUAGUUUGGGCAGUGCCUUUUGGGGUCCAAUCUUUUUGGAUUGGAUUCUAUUUCAUCUUUUGAUGUGACUUUUCACUAGUUUACAAAAAAAAGGUUGGUGGUCAACAAAAAAAGCAAGUCAUAGCAGUUCAGUGCCUUUGUUGGUAGUUUUUAACUUUUUUUGUGAUUCUUUUUGGAAAAUCAUAGCUUACAGAUGGUAUAACUGUAUUAUAUAAUGGAAUUUUCUUUAGGUGUGGGAAAACUUGAUCUGAAAGAAAAUUAUCAGCUUCAAUUGGCGAUUGAUUCAGUGCCCACAAUGUAAACAGGGUUGGUAGUUGUUACUCAUUUUGAAUAUACCUUUUCCUUAUUGUAUUCUGUAAUAUAGGAUCCUGGAAAUGAGACCUGGUGGAAUAUUAUUUUCAACUGUAGUCUUUCUAUACUGUGGACUAAUGAAAUGGUGUUGUUGAUAAUCUAAAAUAACCAAUAAUCCAAAAAAGUUCAUUUUACUUUGAAUUUGUAUUUUCAUUUGAAUAUCUAUCUGAUAUGUUAAAUUUUUAGCCCUUCUGUUAAAGAAAAAUAGCAGGUCCCCAUUUUUCUGCCUCUGUACCAUUUACAUUUGCUCUCUGUUUGUUAACAUGAAGAUCACUCUUAUUUCACCAUCCCAAAUAACUUAUCUAAAUGCACAUUCCUUGAGGACACAGGGAGACAAUUUAAGUCAGUAGUUUUUAAUAUGACUUAAGUAAAAAUCACUUGGACCCAUCUAAGGGAUUGACUUUUGGCUGGUGGGCUGGCAAUCGAUUUUUUUUUUUUUUUUUUUUUUUUGAGACGGAGUCUCGCUCUGUCGCCCAGGCUGGAGUGCAGUGGCGCGAUCUCGGCUUAUUGCAAGCUCUGCCUCCCGGGUUCAUGCUAUUCUCCUGCUGGGACUACCAGGUUCCUGCCACCACGCCCAGCUAAUUUUUUUGUAUGUCUUAGUAGAGACGGGGUUUAACCGUGUUAGCCAGGAUGGUCUUGAUCCCCUGACCUCGUGAUCUGCCUGCCUCAGCCUCCCAAAGUGCUGGGAUUACAGGCGUGAGCCACCGCACCUGGCUGGCAAUUUAUAAUUUUUAAAAGGUGAUUCUGAUUACCAGCCAGGCUUGCAAAUCACUGGUUUGUAUUGAAAUAAAAGAUAUUUUCUUGUAGCAGGGCUAAAAUGUGGGAUGAAACAUUAAAUCUACUAGCCUGAAAAAAAACUUUGGCAUUUGUAAUCAAAGAAGCUGAAAGUUGCCUUGUGUGUUUCCUCUGAAGAAUGCUGGAGAUUUGUGAUGGAUAAUGUUUCAGAAUUCAGGUGCCUAUGCUUUGGACCAUCAAAGAAGCCAUUAGUCUCUGUGUAAAGAAGAAGUAUUCUUAAUGGACAGUCCCCCCUAACCUUAUAAAUUCAGCUUUGCAACAGAUUUCACCUCCUAGCAUGAAAAUUCCAAAAACUUUAACAAUUACUCAUAAGUGGAUCUUGAGAUGACAUUUUCAUCUUGGACAGUUUGAAUUCUAAAUCUCUAGUUCACAGUGAAUCGUUUUUUAAAUUUUUACUGAUGGAUCGUUAUUUUUCACAAGGUACUACAUUCUUACAAUGUAAGACUAGAUGGACCAAAAUUUUAAAAAAAACUUCUUGCCUUGUUUUUUUAAUUUUCAUAUAUAUUCUAUUUGUUGUAUAUACACAUUAGACUAUUUUAAAAUAACAGCUGGUUUUUGUAAUUCAUUCAUUCACCCUAUAUUCUUAUAUUCUGCUCAUUAUUCUCUCAUUUAUAGCUGUGACAUUCUUUGGACAUUACUUGCCUGGCCUGAUUAGUUACUUAAUAUAAUUUAUUCAUUUGCUUAGCAUGUGUGACAUAGUUCUGGAAUUUCCUGUUGCAGAACUCCUUGCUGUAUUGCAGUCAUAUAUAAGGUAAAGUCAGUCUCUUGUUCCUAUUAAAAAGCUACCAUUGAUUAUUUUCCCUUUUUACAUGUUCAAAAAAAAAAAAAUAAGCAACCCUCUACUCAUUUGUAUAAACCUAAAACGUCACUGUUUUCCUUGAGCGUUAGUACUUGUGGGUUCUUUCCUUUUCAUGUGUAAUACUGAUUUUAAGAGCAAUGAUCUUAGUUUGCCAGUGCCAGGUAAUUAUUGUGUUCUACUUUAGGCUUCGUAGUGCAAAUCAGGGAUCUGACCUGGAUCAGCCUCAGCUCUUUACAUAGCUUUAUGAUCAUCAUAUUUUGUUGUAUUGCUCCCAACAAGCACAAGAGAAAAAGGCAGGCUUCCUAGAGACCUCAAGUUGAAAGUUGAUUUUGCUGACAACUAUCAGGGAGUAAAAGAAAGCCUUUUUCAGGCACUGGAGAACUAACUUUAAUGAUGAUCAAGGUCUUUAUGCCUUUAUCUUUUAGUUUUUAAGAUCAUUUCUCUCCCUCCUUUCCCCCCAGUUUUCUCAACAUUUAUGAGUUAGUUCUGCUGAGAACAACAUACUUCAGAACAUGUCAGGAUAGGGCAGUUUUUUCUUGUUUUUCUUUUUUCUUUUUUUGAGACAGUCUUGCUCUGUUGCCCAGGCUGGAGUACAGUGGCACGAUCUCUGCUCACUGCAACCUUUGCCUCUUAGGUUCAAGCGAUUCUUGUGCCUCAGCCUCCCAAGUAGCUGUGAUUACAGGCAUGUGCCACCACAUCUGGCUAACUUUUGUAUUUCUAGUAGAGACAGGGUUUCACCAUGUUAGCCAGGCUGGUCUCAAACUCCUGACCUCAAGUGAUUUGCCUGCCUUGGCCUCCCAAAGUGCUGAGAUUACAGAUGUGAACCACUCCACCCACUCAGGGCAGUUUUUUUUCUGAUACCAUAUCAGGCCUAGGCCUGGGCUGACUCAAAUCUUCUCAGGAAUAAGAGGUAAGAAGGAAUGUUAAACAGCAGUAGUUACCUGGGGUACAUGGUUAAUUUGAUUUAGCAGAUUCUUUGGCUAAACCCUAGUAAAUUAAAAUGUCUGAGCCAGGUCAUGGGAAUAUACAUGUUUUUAAUACAUUCCUUAGGUGAUUUUGAUGUAGCCAAUCUGGGCCAACAUUUGGGGACAACUGAGUAGGACCUAAUACAGGUUGAAUAGCCCUUAUCCAAAUCUCUUGGGACCAGAAGUGUUUGAGAGUUCAGAUUUUUGUGAGGUUUUGAAAUAUUUGCAUUAUAUACUUAUUGGUUCGGGAUUCCAAAUCCAAAAAUCUGAAAUCCAAAAUGCCCCAGUGUGUGCUUCCUUUGAGUGUUAUGUUGUUACCCAAAAAGCUUUUGAUUUUGGAGCAUUUUAGAUUUUGGAUUUUCAGAUUUGAAAUGCUCAAUCUAUAUUAAAGAUCAACACAGGCUGAGCACAGUGGCUCAUGUCUGUAAUCCCAGCACUUUGGGAGGCCGAGGUAAGCAGAUCACUUGAGGUCAGGAGUUUGAGACCAGCUUGGCCAACAUGGUGAAACCCCGUCUUUACUAAAAAUACAAAAAUUAGCCAGGCAUGGUGGUGGAUGCCUGUAAUCCUAGCUACUCGGGAGGCUGAGGCAGGAGAAUCGCUUGAACCUGGGAGGCAGAGGUUGCAGUGAGCCGAGAUCGCACCACUGAAUUCCAGCCUGGGCGACAGAGUGAGUCUGUUUUUUUUUUGUUUUUUUUUAAAGUCAACACAAAUAUUGAAAAUAAGCAACUUCAGUGCACAAAUAAGCUCAAAAUCACUAGUGAGUGAUCUAUUUUUUGCCAAUAAGAAGUACCAUUUGUACAUGACUUAAAGUGCCUUCCACCAAGAAAAUUAUUGAAAACUGUUGGGUCACAUAACAUUCCUACACUUUGGAUACAGAGUAUUUAGUUUUAUACAAAAUUAAGACAACAAGAAACCUAGGAUGUCCAAACAUUCAUUUCAUUUAUUUUACUGCAUUUAUUUAUGCAGUGAAAAUUGAAAGAUACACCAAAUUAAAGAUAAAACCCUGUGACAGAUAACAGUAUAUGUAAUAACAUGAAUAUUUAUUUACACUUGGUAGAGAAAGCAAAGCUAGCUAGCUCUAAACUAGAAUGAAAGUCGUUUUGAAAUGGGUACGGGGGUAUAUAAGGGGAAUGAUUGAGUCACAUGUAAAAGCCUUUGUAUGCCCAGUGCUAGUGUUUUCCUGAAAUCUAGUGAGAAUCACAAGGUACCAGAAAUAAUCAAAUAAUAAAUAUUAAUACACUGCUGGGAUAGAAGUAUCUCAGUGUACCAGCAUUCACUAAGCUAUAAAAUCUGUGACAGCAGGAAUAUUAAAUUAUGAACAACCUGGUUUAUCUGUCUCCUCUUAUCUUUUACCUCUCCCUACGCCCAAAAUUCUCCUUAGGUUAUCCAGACAUUUUUACUAAGAUGCUUAUUUAUAUGUAAGAGAGAUUUCCAGUAGAUACAACAAAACACAAGAAAUCACCUGUUCUGUUUAUUCUUGCUCAUGUAGGAUAAAGGUCCUGAGACCUCUCAGAAUCUUACGAGGUUGGAGAGUUGUUUGGAAUGCUGGGUUCUGGUCUUGUCUCUGCUUCCAACCAGCUAUGGAAUCUUGUGUAUUCUUUCAGUCUUAAAUCACUCAUCUGUUAUCUAAAGAUGGACUAAAUUAUUCCUUCCUGCUGUGAUAUUCUGUGGUUCUCAUCAGAUAGAAAUAACAUAUUUGAAAAUGCUUUGUAAAUGUUAUGAUACUCAGGAUUAUACUGCACAGAAAAAAAAAAAUCCUAAGGCAGCACCAACAAAGGUAUUCAACGUAGUGGGUGGUCUUUUACAGCAUUACUUUGCCCAUAUUCAUUUUGAAGACCUGAAAUGAAGUUGAACUAUAAAUUGCUCUAAAAUUCGUGAAGCAGGGUGAAAAGGUCUUUGCUUUGUUUUACAUUUAAAUCCAGCUGUCUAUUUUCUGCUUAUACUAGUGCUUUUUCAUGGCAAAAAGACAGAAAAGUUCCCUUCUGCAGUCUCCAGUGUCUUCUGACCUCACAGAAAUGUUUUCAUGCUUUUACCUAGCAGGACCACCAGAGGCUCUGUCACACUUGCAGUCCCUGGCCCAACACCGAAAUCCUUCUGGAAUCUGUGCUCUGGGGGCUGUGCCGGGUAGAGAGGGCAGUGGGAGGUAAGAGCUCUUCACCCUUCACCACCUUCUCCACCCAGCAUGGCCGGCACACUUUGGUCUACGGCACAUCUCCAAGUAUAGAGUGGGUUUUGAAUGCUGUUAUGUCUCACCGUGGGGAUGGGAAGGAAUACUCUGUUUUGGACUAUUUGGAGGUACAUGUGAGUGGAUUUUAUUACCAGAGUAGGAACUGUUUCAAGUUAAUGUGUCUUUUAUGUUGCUUUUAAGACAACUUUUGUGCCGCUUUUAUCCAUUCUUCCUUUUAUCCACAGAAAUACAAAUUUCUAAUUAUAGUAUAUUUUUUCUAUUUUUAAAAUUGUGAUAAAGCAUAUAUAACAAAAUUUGCCAUCUUAAGUGUACAGUUCAGUGGCAUUAAGUACAUUCACACUGUUGCACAGCCAUCACCACCAUCCAUUUCCAGAACUUGUUUUCAUCUUCCUGAACUGAAACUCUGUACCUGUUAAACAGUAACUCCCCAUGCCCCACCUUCUUUCAGCCCCUGGUAACCAGCAUUUUCCUUUGUCUCUAUGAAUUUGACUAUUUUAGAUACCUCAUAUAAGUGGAAUCAUAGUAUUUGUCCUUUUGUGUCAAUCAUAUUGUAUUUUUGUCUAAAAAAGGAAAACUAUCAGAUUUAUGUGAAAUGUAACGUAAUUUACAUUUGAUUUACUGUUAGUAAUGUCUCUUUAAUCAUGCUAUGCUAGGGAAGUACAUUAUGGUCUCUCCCUCUAAGAAUAUGAAGAGGAAAUUUUACCUUCAACAAACAAGCAAACUUAGUUAUAUUUUUGUGAUUUUAUGCUGUUUUCAUAUUCUAUUUUGAGAUCUAUUUGUCUUAGCUUGGAGGUGGUUUUGUUAAAUGUCCACGAUUUAGAGACGGCAUAAUGAAAAAAUGACCAAGAAUUUGGUUGGGAAUGGGAGGAGCUUAGAAGAACAAGAAAUUGGCUUUGAUUUUAUAGUGUAUGGUGCUCUGUUGGUAGCUGGACAUCAUCACAGGCUUUGGAUUGAGAAGACCUGUUCUGGAGUUCUAGUUCUGCUACUGCCUAGCGUUGUGAUCUUGAUGAAGAUACUCUUCCUUCCUGGGCUUCAGUUUUUGAUCUAUAAAUUGCUAGUGAUGGGGCUGGACUAUUUUUAAGUUUGUUCUAACUUUAGCAGUCUUAAGAAUUAAGGUUGCAUGCCAGAAAAUAGGGUUAAAUAUUUGUUUCUGAUCUGGUUACAAAAAAAAAAAAAACUUGAUGGCUUAAAGUAAAUAAAAAUUCAACAGUACGGUGUAAAUUUAAAA
Messenger RNA from Homo sapiens (human), 9044 nucleotides. RefSeq names its product G protein subunit alpha i3 (gene GNAI3). Gene Ontology annotation, cellular component: cytoplasmic side of plasma membrane; plasma membrane; centrosome. The record is from RefSeq and is marked reviewed. Lineage: Eukaryota; Metazoa; Chordata; Mammalia; Primates; Hominidae. The transcript has 9 exons. The coding region runs from base 107 to 1171 and encodes 354 amino acids. Gene Ontology annotation, molecular function: GTP binding; G-protein beta/gamma-subunit complex binding; GTPase activity. Gene Ontology annotation, biological process: signal transduction; adenylate cyclase-modulating G protein-coupled receptor signaling pathway; G protein-coupled receptor signaling pathway.